Messenger RNA from Pangasianodon hypophthalmus (striped catfish), 2555 nucleotides. Its product is annotated as sterol 26-hydroxylase, mitochondrial. NCBI's taxonomy places the organism in Eukaryota, Metazoa, Chordata, Actinopteri, Siluriformes, Pangasiidae. The transcript is spliced from 9 exons. The record is from RefSeq and is a predicted model, not a curated record. Gene Ontology annotation, molecular function: heme binding; iron ion binding; monooxygenase activity. The coding region runs from base 251 to 1837 and encodes 528 amino acids. Gene Ontology annotation, biological process: cholesterol metabolic process; cellular response to peptide hormone stimulus; cortisol metabolic process. Gene Ontology annotation, cellular component: mitochondrial inner membrane.
UUGGUUUGUUAACUUGUUUAGCUUUCUAAAGCGCAAAUUUGGUAUAAUUUACUUUUUACAGGUAUGUACUCAUGUGGCAAAUUGAACUCUAAGCAGUUUAUGUCAAUAAAUAGGAAUCAUCGGGUAUCAAAGUUCAAGAGUGCUCUUAAGCCACAGUGCUGUUAUAUCAGUCUGUGUUUUGUUAAGUGAAGAUUUAACAGUCCAGAGUGUUGUCCUUCCUCCUUCUUGCUGAAAAGUGAAACACGAGCUGAUGUUUAGAUAUUCAGGUCCUUAUCUACUAAUGGUAGGACGUUUAGUUCUACGUCCAGCUGAGGCAACGGCUUUUCGGGUCCUCCUUAGGUCCACCACAGCCAAUCUGGACUUAAAGAGAAGUGCCGGUGGAAAUGCUCCAGCUUCUGUCCCUCCUGGGAACAUCAGAACUGAGGCUGACCUCCCUGAGAUCACUCUUCCCACAAUACUGUACAGGAUGAUCUUUAAAGGGUACUACAAUCACAUGCAUGAGCUGCAGUUAUAUGAAAAGCAGCUUUAUGGCCCCAUGUUUAAAGUAAGAGGUGGCAACGGGUAUACAAUUUCACUGAAUAGUGUGGAGCUGCUGGAGGAGCUGAUGAGGAAAGAUGAUAAAUUCCCUAGCAGAGGAGACAUGACUCUCUGGACUGAAUACCGAGAUAUGAAUGGUUUGGGCUAUGGUCCUGUCACUGAAGAAGGAGAAAAAUGGUACAAACUCCGAUCUGUGCUGAACAAGCGUAUGCUGCAUCCGAAGGACUCUGUGAAGUAUGACAAUGUAGUUAAUGAGGUGAUCACAGAUUUUAUCAAACGGAUAUGCCAUCUACGCAAGAUGAGCUCCACUGGAGACCUGGUACCCAACAUGUCCAAUGAGCUGUACCGUUUCUCUCUAGAAGGAAUCUCCCGCAUAUUGUUUGAGUCUCGUAUUGGCUGUCUAGAGAAUGAGAUUCCAGCAGAGACUCAAAACUUCAUCAACUCCAUUGCCCAGAUGUUGACUUAUACUGCAGCUUUUACUCUGUUACCCAAGUGGACUCGCAAUUUGCCAUUUUGGUGGCUUUACAUAAGUAGUUGGGACGGAAUCUUCAGGUUCGCCUGCAAGCUAAUUGACAGGAAGAUGGAGGAAAUUCAGAUGCGCCUGGAUGCAGGUCAGGAUGUUUCAGGACAGUAUCUCAGCUACUUGCUUUCUAACACCAACAUGAGCAAAAAUGAUGUGUAUGGGAACAUUGCUGAGCUGCUCUUGGCAGGAGUGGACACAACAUCCAACACUAUGAUGUGGGCCUUGUACCUGCUAUCACAAGAUCCAAAGGCACAGGACACACUGUAUCAGGAAGUUAAUAGCAUCAUCAUGGAGGACAAAAUUCCAACAGCUGAGGACAUAAACAGCAUGCUCUACCUCAAGGCUGUCAUCAAGGAGACUCUAAGAAUGUACCCAGUUGUUCCCAUGAAUGCACGCCUUUUAUCGGAAAAUGACGUGAUUAUCGGAGGACACUUCUUCCCUAAGAAGACCACUUUUAGAGUGCAUCAUUAUGCAAUCACUCAUGAUGAGACAAUAUUUCCUGAACCAAGAGUCUUCAAGCCUGAACGCUGGUUACGGGAUGGGAGGGAGCGACCUAGCCCAUUUGGAUCCAUUCCAUUUGGGUUUGGAGUGAGAGGGUGCGUUGGUAAACGUAUUGCUGAACUGGAGAUGCACUUGGGUCUGGCAAGGAUAAUAAAGCUGUUUGAAGUCAAGCUGGAUCCUAAUGUGGGAGAGGUCAAAGCUCUCAGUCGUAGUGGGCUUGUGGCAGACAGAACAGUCAAUUUUCAUUUUCUGGAGCGGAAAAAUGUAGCUACUUAAAGCUGCUCUGAGCUUUAACGUCCACCAAACUAAGCCACUGAAGAAAUCCAUACGUCCUACAUAAAAACACAGUGCCAUGGUAGCACAAUGUAGUACCAUGAUCCUGCCAUAUUGGUAAACUAGGCAGCUGAAUAGCCAAAGCACAGAGACUGUUCUGUCACCUGUAAGGAACUCGAUCUCAGUCAUUCUACCAAUCUUUCUGUAAGUUCACCCUUUAAUUGUGUGUGCAUGUAUUGAUGCACCUGAAAAACACAUACAGCAUAUAUUUUAAUGAUUUAUAUUAUUUAUAUGUAAAGACAAUUUAAUUCAAUAAGUAUUCUCAAAAGAAUUUAAUUACAACAGCUGUUUCACUUUUUCAGUGUGUAUAUAAAAACUGUUAGAUUAAAAAAAAAUCACAUAGUAUCAAUGGUGUGGUAUGCUCAUUUAGAAAUAUGGUCUAAACUAUUAAGAAUAUUCUAUCAAUAUUAUGUACUAUAAAGAGCCAUGAACAUAAUGUGAACAGUUGUGUCUGAGCAUAGCACUAAUUGCAUGUUAAUGAAUUCAGAUGUAUACAUAAGUCAAUAAUUAUUUUUGUAAGACAUGCAUUUUGUAUCUCUGAUAUUUUACACACAUAUACACUGUAUAUACACAUGCAUAUGUAUUGUUUUAUGUUUCCAUUGCACUGUAUGAGAAGUAAUAUAAUAAAGUUCAGUGUAGCACCACCUUACCAGAGAUCCAG